Cottoperca gobio is the source of this 2766-nucleotide messenger RNA. RefSeq lists its product as uncharacterized. The transcript is spliced from 11 exons. NCBI's taxonomy places the organism in Eukaryota, Metazoa, Chordata, Actinopteri, Perciformes, Bovichtidae. Bases 61 to 1422 code for a protein of 453 amino acids. The record is from RefSeq and is a predicted model, not a curated record.
GCCCAUGCUUAUAGGUGCUUACUACUUCUCACUGUAUUCAGUCUCCUUCUUGUGUCAAAGAUGCAGGUUGUUAGUGGUGGACAAUCACUUUGGAUAUAUACUCUGCUUAUCACUUCUCUACAACUUUGGGGAAGACUUUCAGCUUCCACUUCCUCUACCACUCUUCCGGCACCUAAACUUGACAUCUAUUCGAGGUCAAAGGACUCAGUGGUUUUGGUCUGCCGGGCCCCAGAGGGUCGCCGAGGGGUUCAGUUCAUGUUGUAUGAAGUCAGAGAAAUGGUGGACUCUCAGGAGCUGCAGUCUGCUGCUGAAGAGGUUCUGUUCACUGUGAGGGUAAAGGAAGGGGAUUCAGUGCAGCUCUUCUGCUGUCUGUACAGGGAACAGGCUGGUCCUUACAGUGUGUUUAGUCCAUAUUUGCAGCUGGAGCACACAAGAGAUGACGCUCCUACUCGCUCCAUGCCCUCUUUCCCAACUCCAGUCUUGUCUGUGAAUCCCUCUACUGGUAGGGUAAAACGUGGGGACAUGUUGUCGUUCAGCUGCUCAGUCCCUCUUCUACCCCAGUCCCAGUCCCAGUCUAGAUAUAACAGAAAACCAGUGGCAUUUCUUUUGCUGAGGGCCGCUAAGCGAACAGGGAUGACAUCUGUAAUCCUCCAGCCUUUGGCCAGUCAGAUAUCAAACCCUGACCCCCAGCCCGGAGUCUUCACUGUGGGGCCAGUGAGGGGAGGAGAGGAGGGCGAGUACACCUGCCUUUACCAGCUCACCAAAAAAAGGGGAUUGGUUAAUUCAACUGUCAGCAACAUGGUUCAAAUCACUAUUACAGACGCGUUGCCAGUUCCCACCCUUGUCUUCCAGCACCAGACGGACGUGUGGCAUUUGCUUUGCACAGGCUCUCCUGCUUACCCCGGUGCUGUGUUCUCCCUCUACCUGGAUGAUAAUGAAUUUCCUGUUGCCACUCAACAUGCCACCUUGAUCAAUCAUCAUGCCACCUUCUCAGUGCCUGUCCAGGACACUCCAGUGGCUUUUUACCAGUGCCAGUACGAUGUCCUCCUGGUAGAGAAAUGGAGCAACUCGGAGCGCAGCCUCCCUUUGGCUGUGACCAGAGGAAUUCCUCCUCCAUCAUCAACAGAUAUGUUCGGUGUGGACUGGCCUCUCGUACUGGGCUCUUUCUCUGUUGUGGUUUUGUUCCUCUGCUCAGUGGCCCUCGUGGUUGUGGUAGCACGCAGGAAAGUAAAAGCAGCGGCCGAGGAAAAAAAGAAAAGACAGGAAGCACAGUUCUGGACUCAAGUUCAUGCUAAGGACCAUGUUGUUGACCUUCCACUCAGGCGUACAAGCUGCACCUCUCAGAGAAACACUUCAGCCUUCAUCGAGGCCCAUAUGAAGAUGGGAGGUAGGAUCUCUCCGGAAAGGACUGAGUUGCUGUAGGAAUGCAGGCAGAAUCAGACGUUUAUGGUGAGUUAAAUUAGAACAGGAGGACAUAGCAGAAUGUAGGAGAACUUUAUUUAACUUUUGCUUUGAAUAGUAGACGGUUUUUUCUUGAACAUUUUUAUUUUCGUCUUUAUUUGACAGAUUAGUGUAGAAGUGGAGGAGAGCGAGAGAGAGUCCCAAGGCUGGACUCAAACCCAGGACGAUGCUGUUGUAAAUCAUGUGCUGUAACCACUCGGCUACCAAGGCACUCCAUUAACUCAAUAGUUAAUAAUUAUAUUAUUUAUUACUCCAAAGACUAAAAGCAUAUUUCAUCUACAAAACAAUGCUGAAAAAGAAGAAUGUAGACCCCAUCAUGUUCUUGGAGUUUCCGAAAAUGGGACAUUUUAGGGAUGAUAUAUCGGCAGUGAUGAAAGCGAUACUAGGGCAUGAAAUACCCAAGAUGAUGUGUUGUAAUUAGAUACCCAGUCACAGAGGAACCUGUUCAAAAGUAAAAGCAGUGGUAUGAUAUGUACGAUCUCAAAUGAAAUGACAUUAUGCUGAGAUCUUUAACAUCUUGUAUGUGUGUGUUCUGUGUGUGUUUGUGUGUGUUUUGUGUGCAGGAAUGGGCCAGUGUAGACACAGAGACAGCCUCCAGAUCCCCUUUAUGGAACUCACUCUCCACAUUCACAAGCCCGAUCCAUUAGAAAUGUUAGUGUUUUCUCUCUCUCUCUCUCUUUCUCUCUCUCUCUCUCUCUCUCUCUCUCUCUCUCUCUCUCUCUCUCUCUCUCUCUCUCUCUCUCUCUCUCUCUCUCCUCUCUCUCUCUCUCUCUCUCUCUCUGUGUUUAUACUUUAUUCAAGUAUAUCAAUGUAGCAUCAGCUGGAGUUACACAGCAGGACAGGAAGGACUAUUUCCUCAGUUCUUCUAAAAUUGUACAAUUUACAGGAUGUUUGUUUGACCUUACAUGUUAUUGAGCCAGUACAUCUAAAUACAGAUGUUAUUAUCAUUAUGAAGUAAGAAUGAAGUAUGAAUAACUUACCUUAACUUACUUUAAGUCAUUUUGUAGUGCUAUUAGCAGACUUGUUGUACGUUCCAGCAUAAGGGGUGUCACGAUAUACCGGGUAACUGCAAUAUCAAUCUAGUUUAUUGUAAAUCCAUUAGGACAAAAGCGUCAGUAAAAUGUGUUCUAAAAAAUUCAAUAUUGAUAUUUAAUACUACAAUAUGAUAUAUCAUGUAAAUAAUACAGCUACUAUCACACUUUUGUACAGUUUCAGACUCUCGCUCCGCCUUCAUACACCCGUAUAUUGACUGUAAUUAUUUUGCCAAAAAUCACACAAAACGCAAAAUAAACAAAGUUAAAGAUG